This is a messenger RNA of Kalmanozyma brasiliensis GHG001, 264 nucleotides long. Its product is annotated as Zinc finger, DPH-type. The record is from RefSeq and is a predicted model, not a curated record. Gene Ontology annotation, biological process: protein histidyl modification to diphthamide. Gene Ontology annotation, molecular function: metal ion binding. The transcript has a single exon. Bases 1 to 264 code for a protein of 87 amino acids. NCBI's taxonomy places the organism in Eukaryota, Fungi, Basidiomycota, Ustilaginomycetes, Ustilaginales.
AUGCCGGUCUCUUUCUACGACGAGAUCGAGCUCGAGGACAUGUCCUAUGACGAGGAGAAGGAUCUGUUCCACUACCCUUGCCCCUGCGGCGAUCGAUUCGAGAUCACGCGUCAGCAGCUCAAGGAUGCCGAGGACGUCGCAAGGUGUCCUAGCUGUUCGUUGAUCAUCCGAGUCGUCUUCGAUCCCAUCGACUUCGAAGAUGACGAUGAGCCACCAGCGAACACGAUCGAGACAGCCAACCAGACGGUCGCAGCAGCUGCGUAA